Molecule: messenger RNA, 1020 nt
Organism: Trichoplax adhaerens
Lineage: Eukaryota; Metazoa; Placozoa; Uniplacotomia; Trichoplacea; Trichoplacidae
Exons: 4
Coding region: 1-1020 (339 amino acids)
Biological process (GO): carbohydrate metabolic process; chitin catabolic process
Cellular component (GO): extracellular region
Molecular function (GO): chitin binding; chitinase activity
Source: RefSeq, a predicted model, not a curated record
AUGUCUCUAUGCCAACCUCUUCAACUUGGCCAUCGGAAAGAAGUCAUCGGAUUUACUGUCGAUCAUGGGAUAUGGCCUAAAUAUGAUUGGAGUAAAUUAACAACUUUAGUCCUAUUUCAAAAAACUAUCGACCUCAAGUUAGUGUGCCAUGCUCAUUCUAAAAAUGUACGGGUUGUCCUGGUUGCAGACUACCCUGUUAAAAAUCUUACCAAUCAACAUCAACGUUCGGAUUAUGUUAAAAGCAAUGUAGCCAAGGCGAAAAAAUAUUACUUAGAUGGUAUCAAUAUUGAUAUUGAACAACCAAUACUGAAGAACUCUGCGGAAAGCAAAGGUUUAAUAGCUCUUGUAAAGGAGAUGACGGAUUCGUUUCAUUCACAGAUACCUGGCUCUCAGGUCUCUAUUGAUGUUGCUUGGUCUCCGAAAUGUAUCGAUAAACGUUGCUAUGAUUACGCAAGCAUAGCAAAAGUGUCUGACUUUAUGGUUGUAAUGUCUUAUGAUGAGCGUAGUCAAGUUUAUGGUAGCUGUGUCGCUAGUGCUAAUUCACCCUUUAAUCAAACUUUUACGGGUGUACAACAGUACUUAGAUCUUGGGAUAACCGCAGACAAGUUAGUUUUAGGCCAGCCAUGGUAUGGUUAUGAUUAUAUUUGCCUAAAUGUAACGGCCGAUAACAUUUGCCAAAUUAAAAAAGUACCGUUUCGAGGAGCCCCUUGCAGCGAUGCAGCUGGAUUACAGCAUGGCUAUUCGAAAAUUCAAAUGCUUCUAUCUCACAAUGCAACAACGGAUAGAAUUUGGAACGGUACUCUUCGUGCACCGUUCUUUAAUUAUAAAUCAGCUAAGGAUCAUAAAAUACAUCAAAUUUGGUACGAUGAUCCUGAAAGCUUAAAGUUAAAGUAUGAAACUGCAAAACAUACUUUUAAGAUGCGCGGCUUAGCAUUUUGGACCGUCGAUUCUUUAGAUUACGGCAACUCUCCCAGUGCUAAGAAUCAAACUAAAGAAAUGUGGAACGCAAUUACUGUUUAA